GUUGAUGAUCUGUCAUUAUAAGUGUCAUCGUCAGUCAGACAAGAAACAGAAAAGUGGAAACUGGAAAUUGUUCAUUCAUUUCAGGCAAGAAAUAUCCGCAACGUUGACAAAUUUUAUUUACAAUGGCAGACAAAAGGAAAACUAAAAAGCGUAAAGAGGAGUUUGGCGAACCAACUGAAUCUGAGAAGCCGACAAGCCAGGAGUUAUCGGUGGCGAAAUGGCUGAAGGCCAACGUGCCUACAAAGAAGACCAAGUUCUUGAACCAUCAUGUCGAGUAUUUCACAGGCGCAAAAGCAGUUGACGCGCUACUAACGUCCAAAUGGGCUACGGGGAAGAACCCGGUCUUCACCACGCGCCAUGACGUCACGGACUACCUGCAUCAGAUGCUCUUGCACAAACUAUUCCACAGGGCUAAAAAGGUGCCGGUCACUGAACAAGAGUUAAAGGGAAAAUCCAAAAAGAAAGAUGCAGAUAAGACCAGCAAGAGUGGCGACGAGAAAGACGGAGAGAAAAGCCAGGCCAGUGCCUGUGAGGGCAAGGACAAAGACAGCAAAGACAAAGAGAAAGAGAAAAAGAAACGCAAGAUCCGUCUCGAGAUGCAUCUGGACCAGGUGUUCCUGGAUACAGCGGAUGCUUACGUGUGGAUCUACGACCCGAUGCCGUGGUACUACUGGGUGUGCGGCGCACUGGUCGUCUUGGGCACCAUCGGAGUUUGUAUGUUCCCGCUGUGGCCCGCUACUGUCAGAAAAGGCGUGUACUACCUAAGUAUCGCAGCGGCCGCAUUCCUGGUCAUGAUAAUCGCUCUUGCCGUGCUACGUGUGGUCGUGUUCUGUCUCGUAUGGGUGCUGACGCUGGCUCGUCACCACUUGUGGCUGCUGCCCAAUCUUACUGAGGAUGUUGGAUUCUUUGCUUCCUUCUGGCCGCUUUACAAGUACGAAUACCGCGGGCCGGGUUCGGACAGCGAUAAAGCUGCCAAAAACAAGAAGAAGCGGAAGAAAGACAAGCAGUCGGACGACGAGGCCGAGAAGCCUCUUCUGCCGGAGCCGCGGCCGGAGCCCGAGGCUAAGGAAAAUGUGGAAACGGAAGCUAAGCGAAAGUUUGGAUGGCGGAAGAAAGAAAAGCAGUCGGACGACGAGGCGGAGAAGCCUCUUCUGCCGGAGCCCGCGGCUAAGGAAGAUGUGGAAACGGAAGCUAAAGAGGACGCUCCGACCCAAGACAAAUCGGAAUCCGAAUCCGAGAACAGCCAGCGCUCGUCCACCGACCGAGACUUCGAGAUGGUCGACCCGGCUGACCUGGAGCCCGACCCGAAUAACACAUAAGUGCUUAUCCAACGCGGGCUGGGACAGGGUAUACUUUGUAGGUUGGUACUGUUUGUAGUGAGAGGCACUUGUCCCGACGGAAAAGCGAGUAAUUGCUAUAGUCUGGUCCGUGAGCACGUAGAAUUUUGUCCAAUGACCCCAAGCUACCCAUCCUUAUCACUUGCGCGUAAUUAUGUUGCUAUCGCGCUUGCACACUCAGUGCGGGUGCCAGUCGCACAGUCGCGACAGCAAUAUAAUUACGCGCGAGCGAUAUGGAUGGGUAGCUAGGGGUCAUUGGACAAAAUUCUACGUGCUCAUGGACCGGGCUUUAACUAUUAUAUUUGUUCGCUCAAGAAACAUACAUUAAAGUCUGUGCUUACCAUUAAGCGACAGCCCACAUUGAGUGACAAAACGCGGCCAUAUAACGUAUGCGCACGUCAUUCAUUUCAUAUAUUAGCUGUCGUUGCGACUCCGCGACAUGUCGCGACGACAGGCUAAUAAUAUGAAAUGACGCGCGCAUGCGUUUUGUGGCCGCGUCUGUCGCCGCGUUUUGUCGCCAAUGUGCGCUGUCGCUAAACAUACUCGCUAGCGACUGACGACCGAUAAAAAUACUUGAAUGUAUUAUAGCACCCCUGGAGGGUUACUUUCAAGAACUAAAAUAGUCGUAGAUUUUUAGGGUUUUACAACGAACCUUUUUACGCAUUCGUUAGCGAGUACGUUCAAUGUAAACUCAUGGUAGAGCUACUGAACGUCAAGUUGUGUCACUGUGCUUUAAGCCUUAUCUUAAUAGGUAAAACUUGCCCAAUCUGAUCAUUGAAUGGUGACCAAAUCGGCCAAAUAUUACCUACCAGCACAAUGACACAACUUGACAUUGACGUUUCUUUAAAUAGUUAUUAGAUAGGCUGGGUUGCGCCAUCUUAUUUUAACUUUGACAAAUGUCAAAAAACUGUCAAACUCCAUACAAAAACACCGAUUAACGUUAUAGUUACCUUCAAAGAUAGGUGGUGCAACUCAGUUAACAGUUAGUCGUUUUCUCUUUGGCGGAGGGAUAAGUGCCAUAGACAUUGAAAAUACGCAAUCUAUUGUCGAUACACAUGUGACAAAUAUUGCAUGAGUAAGUUGCAUAUUUUAUAAUAAUAUGUAGUAGUUUGAUGUUGUGUAUCGUCAGUAUAUUACAUAUUUUUAUGUUAUAUAUGUAUGUGUGAAGGUAUAGCAACUAGUGUUGAUAUCAUAUCUUCAUUAUAUGCAGAUGUAAUAAAUAAAUAUUGAAGCGAAAUUCUUGCAUAGCCAGCCAUGAUGUAAUUUUGGUAAUAUAGAAUUAUAAAAAUGUCAAUGUAAAAUUUUAUUAGUAGUUUUUAUAAUAAUUUGUUUUCUUUUUAUAAAUAAAUUACUGGCAUUGUAUUAAAUGCAUUUGUAAAAAGGUAAUCAUUUUAGCUAUUUUAAGAUGUGUAUUAUGUAGGAAUGACAU
Ostrinia furnacalis (Asian corn borer) is the source of this 2766-nucleotide messenger RNA. It is a transcript of the gene Trp1, whose product is annotated as translocation protein 1. The record is from RefSeq and is a predicted model, not a curated record. Gene Ontology annotation, biological process: post-translational protein targeting to membrane, translocation. NCBI's taxonomy places the organism in Eukaryota, Metazoa, Arthropoda, Insecta, Lepidoptera, Crambidae. Gene Ontology annotation, cellular component: endoplasmic reticulum membrane; endoplasmic reticulum. Bases 123 to 1319 code for a protein of 398 amino acids. The transcript has 9 exons.